AUGGAAGCGUAUCACGGCGACCGACACGCAGCAGAAAUCCACCGACUCGAGGCGCGCCGUAAAUCAUUACUUAAGCGCUUCCUCACUCGGAAGACCCGCUUGCUGAUCCUGCGCCGAUCCGCCGGUUCUCCGCCGCCCACCGCUGAGUGGAUCCUCGGCUACAUGAUACACACCUCGUUCUGGGAGUAUCGUUGGUCGGAUGUGGAGAAGGAGAUGGAGAGCGUUCUGGCUGACUACUCCAUGGACUACAGCUUCGCGGCGAACCUGGGUCUGCCGGUGCCUGAGCACGAACCCAUGAGGGAUGUGGUGCUGACACUGCAGAAUGUCCAUCUGUGUGUCAACUCGUUGCGCCGUGUGCCCUACUUCGUUACGGCCAUUCAUCUGGAGAAUGCGACCAUGCGUUGUCAUGUCUCGACGGGAACGUAUCCGGUCCGGUCUCCGCCCCAAGUGGUUCUCGAAGUCGCCGUGGAAAAAGCCAUAAUUGUGCCGGAGAACGGUUCCUGGCCGUGUGCCACAGGGGAUCCGGUUGAAGCCGUACCACUGCAGGCGUUGGCGUUCUUUGGACGAUUUCUGCCAGCUGCGCUAUCAGCCGCCGAGGAGGAAUUCAUCAGAGAGCAGCUGCAGUCGGACGAUCCUGUUGGUGCGCAUACAGCACUGGUAUCAUAUCUCAGGAGAUGGGUUCAGUUGCCAUUUCUCACCCCAGUUAUGCCUCUUGGUUCCUUGGGAUUGACCUUGAACAAUGUCCUGGCGUUCCCGAUUUGGCUCCGCCAGCUGGUGCUGGAGCUGCUGAAGGAUCCGUCUAUUGGAACUGUUCCGAUUGCUAAUACAAGAAUCGACUAUUCUUUGUCCAUGUAA
Paramacrobiotus metropolitanus is the source of this 855-nucleotide messenger RNA. RefSeq lists its product as uncharacterized. NCBI's taxonomy places the organism in Eukaryota, Metazoa, Tardigrada, Eutardigrada, Parachela, Macrobiotidae. The record is from RefSeq and is a predicted model, not a curated record. The coding region runs from base 1 to 855 and encodes 284 amino acids. The transcript has 3 exons.